AUGGGAAAAUCAUCAAAAGAUAAGCGAGAUAUCUAUUAUCGUUUAGCAAAAGAACAAGGAUGGAGAGCUAGAAGUGCUUUUAAGUUAUUACAAAUUGAUGAAGAAUUUAAUAUAUUUGAGG
Messenger RNA from Entrophospora candida, 121 nucleotides. NCBI's taxonomy places the organism in Eukaryota, Fungi, Glomeromycota, Glomeromycetes, Entrophosporales, Entrophosporaceae. The record is from the annotation of a GenBank genome assembly.